CUUUGACACCGGAAGCGGAAACACCAGCGGCUUGUUGUGCGCUCGUGUUAGCCUCUUCUUUUGUAACGUAUGAGAGACGCACUUUGAAGAAACUCGGACGUUUGAAAAACAAGCUGAUGCUACACUUACAAACUCUGCGCCGAUGUAUCCAGAGUGUAAAUAAAGAGGCAGAGUAAAGUGAACUCUGUGUCUGUUUUAAAUCUGUUUGCUGGUUCACGUUAAUACAAAGUGCGCUGAGAGCUAAUUCUGCACUAGCACCAUGGCGGACGUGACUGCUCGUAGUCUGCAGUACGAGUACAAAGCGAACUCUAACUUGGUGUUACAAGCUGAUCGCUCUCUGAUCGACCGCACCCGGAGAGAUGAGCCCACCGGAGAGGUUUUGUCCCUUGUGGGGAAGCUGGAGGGGACCAAGAUGGGAGAUAAAGCUCAGAGGACCAAACCUCAGAAACUGGAGGAGAGACGAGACAAGAGGCGAAAAAGAGAUGAAGACAGACAUGACAUCAACAAAAUGAAAGGCUUUACUCUCCUGUCCGAGGGCAUUGAUGAGAUGGUGGGCAUCGUGUACAAGCCUAAAACCAAAGAAACCAGAGAGACCUACGAGGUGUUGCUCAGUUUCAUCCAUGCUGCUUUGGGAGAUCAGCCACGUGACAUUCUGUGUGGAGCAGCUGAUGAAGUCUUAGCAGUGCUGAAGAAUGAUAAAAUGAGGGAUAAGGAAAGGCGGCGUGAAGUAGAGCAGCUCCUGGGACCCGCUGAUGACACUCGUUACCAUGUGUUGGUGAAUCUGGGCAAAAAAAUAACAGACUAUGGUGGAGACAAGGAAUUACAGAACAUGGAUGAUAACAUCGAUGAAACGUACGGUGUGAACGUGCAGUUUGAAUCCGAUGAGGAGGAGGGAGAUGAAGACCAGUUUGGUGAGGUACGAGAUGAACACUCAGAUGAAGACAGUGAGGGAGAAGAGGCAGAUGUUGGCUGCGCUCUUUCAGCAAAUCUUGGGGCAACGGGGGAUGUGAUGACGGUGAAGAAAAAAGAUCUACAUCCUCGAGACAUCGAUGCUUUCUGGCUCCAGCGUCAGCUAAGUCGCUUCUAUGACGACGCCAUCGUCUCUCAAAAGAAAGCCGACGAAGUCUUGGAAAUCCUUAAGACGGCCAGCGAUGACAGAGAAUGUGAGAACCAGCUGGUGUUACUGCUCGGCUUCAACACCUUUGACUUCAUCAAAAUCCUCCGUCAGCACCGUCGAAUGAUUCAGUAUUGUACCAUGCUGGCGAGUGCUCAGAGUGAGGCUGAAAAGGAGCGGAUCAUCGGGAAGAUGGAGUCCGAUCAGGAACUGUCAAAGAUUCUUUACCAGCUGCAGGAGACGGAGAAGGAGGACAUUAUCCGGGAGGAGCGAUCUCGCAGGGAGAGGGUGAGGAAGUCCCGUGUUGAUGACAUGGAAGCGAUGGACAUUGAACACGGAGAGUCAAUGGGCCCAAGACAGCUGCUGGACCUCGAGGACCUUACCUUCACACAGGGGAGUCAUUUCAUGGCCAACAAGCGUUGCCAGCUGCCAGACGGCUCAUUUCGCAAACAGCGCAAAGGUUAUGAGGAGGUUCAUGUGCCUGCAUUGAAACCAAAGCCCUUUGCUGAUGAUGAGGUGCUUGUUGCCAUAGAGAAGUUGCCAAAGUACGCACAGGCUGGAUUUGAAGGGUUCAAGACACUGAACCGCAUUCAGAGCAAGCUGUUCAAGACCACCAUGGACACAGAUGAGAACCUGCUUGUGUGCGCGCCUACAGGAGCUGGUAAGACCAAUGUUGCGUUGAUGGCGAUGCUGAGAGAAAUUGGAAAGCACAUUAACAUGGAUGGAACCAUCAACGUGGACGACUUCAAGAUCAUCUACAUCGCUCCCAUGCGCUCACUGGUGCAGGAGAUGGUUGGAAGUUUUAGUAAGCGCUUGGCAAGUUACGGCAUCACAGUGUCUGAGCUCACAGGAGACCACCAGCUCUGCAAAGAGGAGAUAAACGCCACACAAAUCAUUGUGUGCACGCCUGAGAAAUGGGACAUCAUCACACGUAAAGGUGGAGAGCGUACCUACACCCAGCUUGUGCGACUCAUCAUCAUUGAUGAAAUCCAUCUGCUGCACGAUGACCGUGGACCUGUGUUGGAGUCUCUGGUCGCGAGGACCAUCCGCAACGUGGAGCUGACCCAGGAAGAUGUGCGUCUGCUCGGCCUCAGUGCCACUCUGCCCAAUUAUGAGGAUGUGGCAACAUGUCUGCGUGUAGAUCCUGCAAAGGGGCUCUUCUACUUUGACAACAGUUUCCGCCCUGUCCCCCUGGAGCAGACUUAUGUUGGCAUCACAGAGAAGAAGGCCAUCAAGCGUUUCCAGAUCAUGAAUGAGAUUGUUUAUGAAAAGAUUAUGGAGCAUGCUGGAAAGAACCAGGUGCUGGUAUUCGUUCACUCCAGGAAGGAGACUGGAAAGACAGCUAGGGCCAUAAGAGACAUGUGUUUGGAGAAGGACACUCUGGGUCUUUUCCUCAGAGAGGGUUCAGCUUCCACUGAAGUGUUGAGAACGGAGGCGGAGCAGUGCAAGAACCUGGAGCUGAAGGAUCUUCUACCUUAUGGUUUCGCAAUCCACCAUGCUGGUAUGACCAGAGUGGACCGUACGCUGGUAGAGGAUCUGUUUGCAGAUCGACAUAUCCAGGUUCUGGUGUCCACAGCUACUCUGGCCUGGGGUGUGAACUUGCCUGCACAUACUGUCAUCAUCAAAGGCACUCAGGUGUACAGCCCAGAGAAGGGGAGAUGGACUGAACUCGGGGCUCUGGACAUUUUACAGAUGCUUGGUCGAGCCGGGCGUCCUCAGUAUGACACCAAGGGAGAAGGAAUCCUGAUCACAUCCCAUGGAGAGCUGCAGUACUAUCUGUCGCUGCUCAACCAGCAGCUGCCCAUAGAGAGUCAGAUGGUGGGAAAGCUGCCCGACAUGCUCAAUGCAGAGAUAGUUCUAGGCAACGUGCAGACAGUAAAGGAUGCUGUGAACUGGCUUGGCUACACAUACUUGUACGUGCGCAUGCUUCGUAACCCCACUCUGUACGGUGUCUCCCACGACGACCGGAGUAUAGACCCCCUGCUGGAGAGACGCAGGACGGACCUGAUACACACAGCAGCCAAUGUCCUCGACAAGAACAGCCUCGUCAAGUAUGACAAGAGGACCGGCAGCUUCCAGGUUACAGACCUGGGACGCAUCGCCAGUCAUUUCUACAUCACCCAUGACUCCAUUCAAACUUAUAACCAGCUGCUGAAGCCCACUCUCAGUGAGAUCGAGCUCUUCAGAGUCUUCUCUCUCUCCUCCGAGUUCAGAAACAUCACAGUGAGAGAGGAAGAGAAGCUUGAGCUGCAGAAGCUGCUGGAAAGAGUUCCUAUUCCUGUGAAGGAAAGCAUUGAGGAGCCCAGCGCCAAGAUCAACGUGCUGCUUCAGGCGUACAUCUCUCAACUCAAACUGGAAGGCUUUGCUCUCAUGGCCGAUAUGGUCUACGUGACACAGAGUGCUGGAAGGUUGAUGCGAGCCAUUUUUGAGAUCGUGCUCAACAGAGGCUGGGCCCAGCUGACAGACAAGACCAUGAAUCUUUGCAAAAUGAUCGACAAGAGAAUGUGGCAGUCCAUGUCUCCACUGCGACAGUUCAAGAAGCUGCCUGAAGAAGUCAUCAAGAAGAUCGAGAAGAAGAACUUCCCCUUCGAGCGUCUCUAUGACCUCAACCACAAUGAGAUUGGUGAGCUGAUCAGAAUGCCUAAAAUGGGGAAGACUAUCCACAAAUACGUCCACCAGUUCCCCAAACUGGACCUGGCUGUUCAUCUGCAGCCCAUCACCCGCUCCACACUGAAGGUGGAGCUUACCAUCACACCUGACUUCCAGUGGGAUGACAAGAUUCAUGCGUCAUCUGAAGCUUUCUGGAUCCUGGUCGAGGAUGUGGACAGUGAGGUCAUCCUGCACCACGAGUACUUCCUGCUCAAAGCAAAGUACGCCCAAGAUGAACACCUGGUGACUUUCUUUGUCCCAGUGUUCGAGCCUCUGCCGCCGCAGUACUUCAUCCGUGUGGUCUCAGACCGAUGGCUCUCCUGCGAGACUCAGCUCCCAGUGUCCUUCCGGCACCUCAUCCUACCAGAGAAGUACCCCCCACCUACAGAGUUGCUGGAUCUGCAGCCACUGCCUGUCACUGCUCUCAGGAACUCUGCCUUUGAGGCUCUCUACCAGAACAAGUUCCCCUUUUUCAAUCCCAUCCAGACACAAGUGUUCAACGCAGUGUACAACAGCGAUGACAAUGUGUUUGUGGGAGCCCCCACUGGCAGUGGUAAGACCAUCUGUGCUGAGUUUGCCAUUCUGAGGAUGCUCCUGCACAACGCAGAGGGUCGCUGUGUCUACAUCACCCCAAUGGAAGCUCUAGCUGAACAGGUGUUUGUCGACUGGCAUCAGAAGUUCCAGGACAUCCUGAACAAGAAGGUAGUGCUGCUGACUGGAGAAACAAGCACAGAUCUGAAGCUCUUGGGAAAAGGUGACAUCAUUGUCAGCACCCCAGACAAAUGGGACAUCCUGUCUCGUCGCUGGAAACAGAGGAAGAAUGUGCAGAACGUCAGCCUUUUCAUCGUGGACGAGGCACACCUUAUCGGAGGGGACAACGGGCCUGUGUUGGAGGUCAUCUGCUCCAGGAUGAGGUACAUUUCCUCCCAGAUUGAGCGUCCCAUCCGCAUUGUGGCCCUCAGCUCAUCCCUGUCCAACGCCAAAGACGUGGCUCACUGGCUGGGCUGCAGCACCACGGCCACGUUCAACUUCCACCCCAACGUCAGACCUGUUCCUCUGGAGCUCCACAUCCAGGGCUUCAAUGUGAGUCACACUCAAACUCGCCUCCUGUCCAUGGCUAAGCCAGUGUAUCACGCCAUCAUGAAGCACUCUCCCUCCAAGCCGGCUGUGGUGUUCGUCCCAUCCCGCAGACAGACUCGCCUCACAGCCAUCGACAUCCUCACGUUCUGUGCUGCCGACGUGGUCCCUCAGAGGUUCCUGCAUUGCACAGAGAAAGACCUCACUCCAUUCCUGGACAAAAUCAAUGACUCGACUCUGAAAGAAACUCUGGCCAAUGGCGUGGGCUACCUGCAUGAAGGUCUUUCAGCAACCGAGCGAAGAAUCGUGGAGCAGCUAUUCAACUCAGGUGCUGUUCAGGUGGUGGUGUCCUCUCGUUCACUCUGCUGGGGCAUCAACAUCUCUGCACACCUCGUCAUCGUCAUGGACACACAGUACUACAACGGAAAAAUCCAUGCAUAUGUGGAUUAUCCCAUAUACGACGUCCUCCAAAUGGUGGGCAAAGCCAACAGACCUAUGCUGGAUGAUGAGGGACGCUGCGUCAUCAUGUGUCAGGGCUCCAAGAAGGACUUCUUCAAGAAGUUCCUAUACGAGCCUCUGCCGGUGGAGUCCCACUUGGAUCACUGCCUCCAUGACCACUUCAAUGCUGAAAUUGUCACCAAGACUGUAGAGAACAAGCAAGAUGCUGUGGACUACUUGACAUGGACGUUCCUCUACCGCCGCAUGACCCAGAACCCAAACUACUACAACCUGCAGGGCAUGUCCCAUCGUCACCUGUCAGACCACCUAUCUGAGCUGGUGGAACACACGCUACACGACCUGGAGCAGUCCAAGUGCAUCAGCAUAGAGGACGAGAUGGAUGUAGCACCGCUUAACUUGGGCAUGAUCGCUGCCUACUAUUACAUCAACUACACCACCAUCGAGUUGUUCAGCAUGUCCCUGAAUGCAAAGACAAAGAUCCGUGGGCUGAUUGAGAUCAUCUCCAAUGCUGCUGAGUACAAGAACAUUCCCAUCAGACAUCAUGAGGACACACUACUCAGACAGCUGGCACAGAAGGUUCCCCACAAACUGAACAACCCCAAGUUCAACGAUCCACACGUAAAGACAAACCUGCUGCUGCAGGCUCAUCUCUCCAGAAUGCAGCUGAGUGCUGAGCUACAGUCAGACACUGAGGAGAUCCUGAGCAAGGCGGUGCGUCUCAUCCAGGCCUGUGUUGAUGUGCUGUCCAGUAACGGCUGGUUGAGUCCUGCACUUGCAGCCAUGGAGUUGGCUCAGAUGGUCACUCAAGCCAUGUGGUCCAAGGACUCUUACCUCAAACAGCUGCCCUUCUUCACCUCCGAGCACAUCAAGCGCUGCACAGACAAGGGUGUGGAGAGUAUCUUUGAUAUCAUGGAGAUGGAGGAUGAAGACAGAACCGGGUUGCUGCAGCUCUCAGAUGUUCAGAUGGCCGAUGUGGCUCGCUUCUGUAACCGCUAUCCCAACAUCGAGCUGUCAUAUGAAGUGGCAGAAAAAGAAAAUGUCAAGAGUGGCAGUCCAGUUCUGGUCCAGGUUCAGCUGGAGAGAGAGGAGGAAGUGACUGGGCCUGUCAUCGCACCUCUCUUCCCUCAGAAACGUGAGGAAGGUUGGUGGGUGGUGAUCGGAGACCCCAAAUCAAACAGUCUCAUCUCCAUCAAGAGGCUGACUCUGCAGCAGAAGGCAAAGGUCAAGCUGGACUUUGUUGCACCAGCGAUGGGCGUACACAACUACACCCUGUACUUCAUGAGCGAUGCUUACAUGGGCUGUGAUCAGGAGUACAAGUUCAGCAUCGAUGUAAAGGAGGCUGACAGCGAAGGAGACAGUGACUCAGAUUAAAGAGUAACAUGAUUUUUGUUGACUCAAGUCAUUUGAUUUUUUUUCCCAACUGUAGAUAUUCAGCCUGAUUCCAGUCUGUAAGCAUGUCAUUAUCAUCUCGUCUUUGUCUUUUUAUUCAGUGGAGUUUUGUCUCGGUUUUAAUCCCAAGCCGAGAUUUAUAGUGUACAGGAUCUGUUUACAGUUCAUUAAUCAGACAUGUAUCUCAGGCACGACAUACUCUCCUCACUGGUGUCAUGAAUAGUUGACAUCAAAGCUCCAGUCCACGUUAGGCUUGUACUAAGUAGAUAAAACUUUGUAUUUUCAGAUCAACUGUCAGUUUUCUGUACAAAGAAGGUGGAUAAACCAUUAAAGCUGAAAAAAAUGCUCUUAUUCCAGAUUGGGUCUUUCAGUACUGAAGAUAACUGUCCAGUCAUAAUACUUGAACUGUUAAGUUUUGAAUUUAAUCUUGGACUGGUUAAAAUGUUUUUAUUAUGAUGUGCUGUCUUGAAUAUUUUUCACAAUAAAAAGCCACAUAAUUCUUUA
Molecule: messenger RNA, 7192 nt
Organism: Notolabrus celidotus (New Zealand spotty)
Lineage: Eukaryota; Metazoa; Chordata; Actinopteri; Labriformes; Labridae
Gene: snrnp200
Product: small nuclear ribonucleoprotein 200 (U5)
Exons: 44
Coding region: 260-6670 (2136 amino acids)
Cellular component (GO): nucleus
Molecular function (GO): ATP binding; nucleic acid binding; ATP hydrolysis activity
Source: RefSeq, a predicted model, not a curated record